Salpingoeca rosetta is the source of this 4297-nucleotide messenger RNA. RefSeq lists its product as uncharacterized. Gene Ontology annotation, biological process: cilium assembly; intraciliary retrograde transport. The record is from RefSeq and is a predicted model, not a curated record. Gene Ontology annotation, cellular component: intraciliary transport particle A; cilium. Gene Ontology annotation, molecular function: protein binding. Lineage: Eukaryota; Choanoflagellata; Craspedida; Salpingoecidae. The transcript has 42 exons. The coding region runs from base 1 to 4143 and encodes 1380 amino acids.
AUGAAGCGUGUGUUUGAGAUUCCGGGCCGUACCCACGGCAUCGGCAACAUUCAAUUCAAGUGGCAGCGGGUUAAGGGCAACUUCCUCGCCACCUCCGGUGCGAACCGCAAUGUGUACAUCUUCGACCGCAAGGGCAAAUCCGUGGCCGAGUUUUCGCUUCCAGGAAAAUGCACCAGCAUGGACUGGGACAAGAACGGUAACCAGCUCGCCGUCGCCCACGAUGGCGGAGCCACCGUGUUCAUGUGGGACUCCAACACCAAGGACGUGUCCCAGGUGGAAACAGGCCUCAAGGGCACCCUCACAUUCGUGAAAUGGUCCAAGGUUGGUCUUCAGUUUGUCGUCGGCAACAACAAGGGCGACGUCUGCAUCUACAGCGUCGAAACCGCCCGCAAGCUGCCCAUCCUUGGCAAGCACCGCGGCCCCAUCCUUAGCUGUGACUGGAACGCCGAGAACAAGUUCACCGUCGCGUCGAGCGACCAGACCAUCUCGAUCAACACCAGUGAUGGCGACACGCUGGCGCAGCCGCUGCUGGAGCACGAGCCGACCCUCGUGCGCUGCUUCGACCCAAAGCCAAGCAUGCUCAACAAGGACGUCUCGGUACGCGGUGCCUGCCAGGGUAUGAGUGUUGUCCUUGACAAGAAGACGCUGCUGCUGUUCAAACCAGACGAUCCGGACCACCCGAUUGAGCUCGCCUUUCAGACCCGAUACGGGAACAUCGUCGACUACUCAUGGUACUGCGCCCUGCUUCGGGGCUUCUGCGAGAGCGGAUUUCUACACGUUAUUAUAUACGCGCCUAUGACUUUGGGAGCAUUUGAGUCGGAAGACAUCUCCAAACUAAGCACUAGUGUGAGUGAUUCAGCCAACGAGUGUGUGCACGCCGUUUGUCGUGGUGUCUGUGCCGCCAAACCCCCCCCCCCCACCGUUCGAAGAGUAUUGACUUUGUGUGCACGUGUGUGGUUUCGUUUCACCUCAGGCCUGCUGGACACGAUGUCGUGGACAGACGACGGGCAGCUCCUCUCCAUCAGCACCGAAAACGGCACGCUGUACACUUACCUGACAAAGCUGCCGCUGCUCGGCGACGUCUGCGACACCUCUGUCGCGUACCUCUCCUCUCUCCAGGAGCUGACGGUGUUGCCGGACGAGGGUGCGCCGAUCAAGAUCAAGCUGCCGAUUGAGCCCGCGACCGUCGCUGUGGACGAGUUCUACGCAGCCUGCGGGAUGAACAACACCGCGUGGUUCUUCCUCCUCGAUGACGGACGGGCGGAGGAAAUCGACACUGAGCCGCGCACAUACACGGGCAGCAUCAAGUCCAUCAAGCUGUGCGGGCAGUACGCAGCUGUGCACUGCGGGAAGAAGGUCCACCUGCAUCUUGUCGAGUCGCAUCCUGAGGACGACAUGCCCAACUCGGAGAAGAUGUUCCCUGCAAAGUCAUCGGACGUCAUCGACGGCGUCGCGCUCACAAAGAAUUUCCUGAUCUACUCGACGACGGAGGGCGCCGUGUACUACUUCUCCCUCGAGGACUGGCAGUUUGUCAACGAGUACAAGCACCCCUGCGGCCUGAGCGGGCUGACGGCAGACAGCAGCGGCACACGCGUUGCAUUCAUUGACGCAAAGGGGGAUGGUAUCAUCUACAGUCCCGUUGAUGACACGACGCUGACGCUGCCCAACUUCCCCAGCCGCCCAAAGGGAUUCGUCUGGGACGUCGCCUGCGAGGAAAAGGUGUUCAUCGUGUACGAUGAAGAGAACAUCUACACCUACGUGGAGCACUCGGAGCACAUUGACGGUGCCCACUGCGAGUUUGUUGGCCUGACGAAGCUGCAGUACGGGCUGGUUCCCAUUCGCCUUGACGACGGCCGCGUCACAUGCCUCACCCCGAGCGGCAAGACCACGGCGGUGACGCUGUCCACGCACGAGUUCCUGCAGCCGGAAGAAGUGAAGGACGCAGAGCUCUCGGAUGCCAUCGCGUCCAACAUUGCCAUCUGCAAGUUUUCGAGUGCGUUUGCGCUGCUGCACCGCAUGAAGGCAUCUUCUCCCUCGCAGGCCCAGGCGCUCUUUGACAAGCUCGCCGCCGCCUGUCUCCAGUGCCUCAACUUCAACAUGGCGCUCCACGUGUACCGUCUGGCUGGAAACGCCAAGAUGGUGCAGCGCCUCCGCUCCCUCGAGUUUGUUGAGGAUCGCCACUUGCUUGCUGGUCACAUCUUCCUCUUCAACAGCGAGCCAAGCAAGGCCGAAGACCACUUCCUCAAGUCCUCGCGCCCAGAAGAGGCCCUCAACAUGCAUCGGGAUCUGCUGCAGUGGGAGCAGGCGCUGAAUCUCGCCGGCCGCUUCUCAAAGAAGGACAUCCCCGCCCUCUCCCGCGAAUACGCGCAGCAGCUCGAGUUCCAGGGCAACUGGACAAAGGCGCUGCAGAUGUACACGAGCGCUCUCAACGGCGACAAGAACGACCGCAAUCACGUGCUGACGUGCAAGGCCGGCAUGGCUCGCACCGCCAUCCGUCACGGAGACAUCAACCAGGGCAUUUCGCUGGCCAACGAGCUGUCUCAGAAGCCGCUCUAUCGCGAGUGCGCAGCUGCACUUGAGGACAUGAACCAGCUGAAUGAGGCUGCUGAGAUGUAUGAGCGGGGCGGGCAGUACGACAAGGCCGCCGCCAUCUUCAUCAAGAGCAAGAACUGGCCAAAGGUUGGCCAGUUGCUCCAGCAUGUCUCGUCGCCAAAGCUCCACGCUCAAUACGCAAAGAGCCGCGAGGCCGACGGGAGCUACAAGGAGGCUGUAGCGGCAUAUGCUGCGGCCAACGACCACCUGUCUGUGAUUCGCCUCAACCUCGAGCAUCUCCGCAACCCGGACGAGGCCGUUCGUGUCGUCAAGGAGACGGGCUCGAUUGAGGGCGCCAAGAUGGUUGCAGACUUCUUCCGCAAGCUUGGCGACUUUGAGUCUGCGGUGCAGUUCCUUGUUCUCUCGCAGGCCAACGAGGAGGCGUUCAAGAUGGCCCAGGAGCACAACCAGCUCGGCGUGUAUGCGCGCGUGCUUGAGUCCAACGGCGGAACAACAGACGACUAUCGCCGUGUCGCCAAGUCGUUUGACAAGGUCAACGAGCCCGUGGAGGCGGGCCGCUUCUACUGCAAGGCCGGCGACUACGAGCUCGCGAUCACGCGGCUGCUGUCCACGAGUGCUGGCGACAACACGAACAUUGAGCUCGCGAUUGAGGCUGUUGGUCUCGCCAAGAACGAGUCGCUCACGCAGAAGGUGGUCGACUACCUCAUGGGCUCCACAGACGGCGUGCCAAAGGACGCGAGCUAUCUGCUCAAGCUGUAUCUCGCUGCUGAGCGCUUCAAGGAGGCCGCACGCACUGCAAUCAUUAUUGCCGCCGAGGAGCGCACGGCUGGCUCGUACCGCACAGCGCACGACAUUCUGUUUGACAUGUACAACCAGCUCCGUUCCCGCGGCGUCGCUGUGCCGCCCGAACUCUACGAUGACCUCGUCCUCCUCCACAGCUACAUCCUCGGAAAGAUCCACCUGCGUCGCAACGACCAUCUCAAGGCUGCGCGCAUGCUGAUCCGCGUUGCCGACAACAUCAGCAAGUUCCCCGCGCACGUCGUGAACAUCCUCACGUCCACCGUCAUCGAGUGCUUCCGUGCAGGUUUGAAGGCGUCCGCGUUCAAGUUUGCUGCCAUGCUGAUGCAGCCUGAGAACCGCCAGAAGCUCGACCCGAAGUACAAGAAGAAGAUUGAGACCAUCGUCCGCAAGAAGGAUCUGACGGAGGAAGAGGAGGAGACGUGCAUGUGUCCGUACUGCGGCACCAUGCUCAAGAACACCAUCCUCGAGUGCUACGCAUGCAGCAACAAGCUGCCAAUGUGUGUUGCAUCCGGCUACUUUGUCCCCAAGAGCCAGCUCGUCAUUUGCCCGUACAAAUACUCUGCGGCACGCAAGGCGGAAAUCGAUGCGCUCAUGCUGACGGAAGAUUCGCUGCCAAUGGCAUACGACACCAAGUCCUCAUACACCAUUCCAGAGGAUGCGAUGGAGUUCCUAAACGCGUUCCGGUCGAGUUUUGACAGCUCUUCGGCGUCCGCGGACAACGGUGAUGAGUACAUUGAUGUCGCCGGGGAUGGACAGGACGACGACGAUGACAGCGAGGGCGACGUUUGAGCCGCCAGUGCCGCCACUCGCUGUUCGUGCCAUGUUCCUUUUUGUUGCUGGUGUUUCCCUGCUCUUGUUGGUUUGAUUUGCUUUUCGCCUGUCGUUCUCUCUUCUUUUUUGUCUCUCGGUGUGCAUGUAUGCUCAAUACAGCACCGCCAACGCA